UGCAGAAGCAUACAUAUAUAUCCAACUCCCUCAAGCAAUCCGCCUUAUAUGUUAUCUUCUAUAUUGUAAACUUCAUUGUGAAUAGGGCGUUAUCUGGCCUAUUCUUGCAAGCAAGCAAGAAAUCACAUUAUUACAAUUUGUUUUCUUUUGCUCUCAUUGAUUUGGUGUAGUACUUUCAAGCUUCAGCAUGAUCUUUUCUUGGAGACACAAGAGAGCAAAUCGCCGCGGCCAGGCUAGGAAAAAUGAGGCUUUGGAGGGGAAUUGUGACUUAGAACUCACGAUUCCAAAACAUUUUCAGUGCCCGAUUUCUCUUGAUCUAAUGAAGGAUCCUGUGACAUUGUCAACCGGGAUCACAUAUGAUCGAGAGAACAUCGAAAGAUGGAUUGAGGCUGGCAAUCAAACUUGUCCCGUGACGAACCAAGCCUUGAAGAGUUUUGAUCAAAUCCCAAACCAUUCCAUAAGGAGGAUGAUUCAAGAUUGGUGUGUUGAGAAUAAAUCUUAUGGAGUAGAAAGGAUACCAACGCCCAGGAUUCCGAUAACCCCUUAUGAGGUUUCGGAGAUCAGCUCGAAGAUUGUAGCUGCUACAACUCGUAAAGAUGGAAACAAGUGCCAAGAAUUGGUGGGAAAGAUCAGAAAUUUGGCGAAAGAAAGUGAACGUAACAAAAAACGCGUAGUCGAAAAUGGAGUUGGCUAUGUUUUAUCCUCUUCAUUCGAGACUUUCGCGGGCGAUUCGAUGGAGAAACACGAAGUUUUACUAAAGGAGAUCUUGUCUGCAUUGACAUGGAUGUUCCCACUUGGGAUUGAAGGCCAAUCCAAGCUAGGUUCAUCGGCGUCCUUACGUUGCAUUGCAUGGUUUUUGCACGGCGAAGAUUUAUCCACACGACAACAUGCAGUAAUGGUACUCAAAGAGUUGCUUGCAAAUUCUUUAGACCAUCAAAUUUCCGAUGGACUAAUAGAAAUUGAAGGCAUUUCUGAAGCUUUGUUCAAGAUUUUGAAAGUCCCAAUUGGCCCUACAGCCACAAAAGCUUCUCUAAUGGUCACAUAUUACAUGUUACAAUCUGAAAAGAGUGAGAAGUUGGCAUCAAGAUUUGUUGAGAUGGGCUUGGUUUCUUUGGUGGUAGAAAUGCUUGUUGAUGGAGAAAAAAGUACAUCAGAGAAGGCGCUUGGAGUUUUGGAGGCCAUAUGCAAUUGGGAAGAAGGAAGAGAAAAGGCGUGCAGCAAUGCUUUGACUAUGCCAUUGCUGGUUAAGAAAAUUUUGAGGGUUUCAGAAAUGGGUACAGAAUUUGCCGUCUCAACUUUGUCGAAGCUUUGUAAAGAGGUUGAAGAUGAAAAUCCUGUGAUUGAAGCAUUGGAAGUUGGUGCUUUUCAGAAGCUUUUGGUUGUUUUACAAGUUGGAUGCGGUGAAAAUACCAAAGAGAAAAUCACUGAACUGUUGAAGUUGAUGAAUCUUUACAGAAAUAGAAUAGAUUGUUUUGAUUCAUUAAGCGGUUUCAAGUAUAUUCAGAGGCCAUAUUGAUUACUGAACUAGAUAAUUUUUGCAGAAAUUAGGCAAAUGUAUAGGAUAUACAAUAUAUAUAUAUAUAUAUUACACUACA
Molecule: messenger RNA, 1595 nt
Organism: Coffea eugenioides
Lineage: Eukaryota; Viridiplantae; Streptophyta; Magnoliopsida; Gentianales; Rubiaceae
Product: U-box domain-containing protein 21
Exons: 1
Coding region: 188-1516 (442 amino acids)
Biological process (GO): protein ubiquitination
Molecular function (GO): ubiquitin protein ligase activity
Source: RefSeq, a predicted model, not a curated record